AUGGCCGCCUUUGUGUUCUUCACAUUUUUAGCUCUUUCGUUGGGAAACAGAUUUUAUAGAAAGUCCGACGAUGCGGUAUAUUCCACUGUGACUGAUGCGGAGUCGACGCAUAACACUUUAGAAGUCGUUUUUAGACACAAAACCAAAUGCUCCGACCCAGUCAAUAUGGGCGAUCUCAUUUCAGUCCAUUACAACGGGACAUUAGAAGAUGGAAUUAUGUUUGACACGACUUCAAUCAAAGACGAACCAUUUUCGUUCCAAAUUGGUGCUAAAAAGGUGAUUCCAGGGUGGGAACAAGGCUUGUUGGGGACUUGUGCGAAUGAUGAAGUUACUUUAACAAUUCCUCCACACUUGGGAUAUGGUGGACAAACAGUGGGAAUGAUCCCCGCAAACUCCGUGUUGAAAUUUGAUAUCAAAGUGGUCUCUGUUGUCAAAUACGCAGACUUGAGAAAACAACAGAUGGAACACCCUGAAGAGUUCACCAAAACUA
Messenger RNA from Entamoeba invadens IP1, 490 nucleotides. RefSeq names its product FK506-binding protein 2 precursor, putative. Gene Ontology annotation, molecular function: peptidyl-prolyl cis-trans isomerase activity. The annotation marks the transcript as partial. NCBI's taxonomy places the organism in Eukaryota, Evosea, Mastigamoebida, Endamoebidae. Gene Ontology annotation, biological process: protein peptidyl-prolyl isomerization. The transcript has 2 exons. The record is from RefSeq and is a predicted model, not a curated record.